Molecule: messenger RNA, 624 nt
Organism: Limanda limanda (common dab)
Lineage: Eukaryota; Metazoa; Chordata; Actinopteri; Pleuronectiformes; Pleuronectidae
Product: exosome complex component CSL4-like
Exons: 1
Biological process (GO): RNA processing
Cellular component (GO): cytoplasm; nuclear exosome (RNase complex)
Molecular function (GO): RNA binding
Source: RefSeq, a predicted model, not a curated record
UGUCGCCCAUGAAGCUGUGUGUUCCAGGUGACAAACUAUGCAACAUAGAAGACUGCUCUCCAGGCACAGGAGUAUAUCAGCGGCACGGCUACAUCUACUCCUCACUAGCAGGCUACGUGCUUAGGAAAAACGAGGGAGUCCAGUUACCUGUGAUCUCAGUGGUGAGGGAAACAGAAGCACAACUGCUUCCAGAUGUGGGAGCAAUAGUCACCUGUAAGGUGACCAGCGUCAACCCCCAGUUCGCCAAGGUCCAGAUCCUCUAUGUAGGCUCCACGCCACUGAAAGAUCGCUUCAGAGGGACCAUCAGGAAAGAAGAUGUGCGUGCGACAGAGAAGGACAAGGUGGAGACAUACAAAAGCUUCAGACCUGGUGACAUCGUCCUGGCCAAAGUUAUUUCUUUGGGUGAUUUUCAGUCAAACUACCUGUUGACAACUUCUGAGAAUGAGCUGGGAGUCGUGGUGGCACACAGUGAAGCAGGUGCCCAGAUGGUUCCCAUCAGCUGGUGCGAGAUGCAGUGCCCGCGGACGCACACCAAAGAGUUCCGCUAAGUGGCACGAGUGCAGCCGGAGUAUCUACAGGCAUGAGAGCCCUAAAACGUCUCUCCUCCACAAGGAACACACAGCU